Molecule: messenger RNA, 1962 nt
Organism: Zeugodacus cucurbitae (melon fly)
Lineage: Eukaryota; Metazoa; Arthropoda; Insecta; Diptera; Tephritidae
Exons: 3
Coding region: 274-1731 (485 amino acids)
Source: RefSeq, a predicted model, not a curated record
AAUGAACAGUUCGAUAUUGCUAUUAAGCCAUUUACGUAAAGUAAAACUCUCACAUAACACUCCAAUUACAUUACUUCCUCUAAUCAAAGAUAACGUCUGCAGCAAAACAUUUUUUUAUCUCAACGCAUAAGAUACCUGACAAUAUGAAGAGUGUGUCAUCAGUGGCAGAAUUUAGAGAUAGUGUAGUAAAUCAAUCGUUCCGAAAGCUUACAAGCGUGCAGAUGUGAAAAGAAAAGAAAAUAUUCAGUGCUUGUGUAGUAUUUUGACACCGAAAUGUACCAUUUUCCAGAUAUAUUGGUUUUCCUGUGCUUAUUCGGCAGUGGCUGCUUCUUUGGUUACUACUGCAAGUAUGCCUACGUCUACGACAAUCUGUGGGUGCAUUGGCACGCUAUGCUCGGUGCCGUUAUAGCGUUGGCCUUGGCGGGCGGCUUGACAUUGCGCAAAUACCUAAAACGCCAGCACAGCUAUGAUCACUUCUAUGUGAUUUUCUACGGUCUGAUAUGUUAUGUUAUCAGUUGUUGCUUUAUGCUGACGGACAACUUAAAUAUUUGCUUUUACUUCGGCUUCAUCGGCAUUGGCACCACGCUUAUACCCUGCUACAGUUAUAUUAGCCUGCGCAGUUCAUCUCAGGGCGUGCGUCCUGCGCGCAUAGCGUUCGGUAACACUCUCUACUUCGGUGGUUUCGCAGUGGGCUUUAGUGUUUUCAACGAAUUCGAACCGAUCUUUUGCGGUUGGAUCUUUUUGGGCAUUUCGCUCUUCAUGCUCGCCGGCGUGGUGGUGAAUGAGGUGCUGCAGCACUUGGGUGUGCACAAUUACAAAGUAUCCUUCGAUCUCGCCUUCAAUCUGCUGAAUGAGGAAAAGCUCGUCUUCUUGCCGAACAAAGCGAUCUAUGCGCUCUUUGUGGGCCGUGAUGAUUUCUAUGUGAAGCGCAACCGACAAUGGUUUGUUGUGGGCGUGGCUGCAGUUUUGGUGCUGGAGCGCGCACUGUUGUACUCUUCCUCGUAUUUACAGCUGGCCUGGAGCUCCACAUUUGCUUAUAUGGGCACGCAGCAUUUGUAUGGUCCAUUUAUGCUCUACAUGCUCGGCUGUGCAUUGGGUUGCGCUUUGAUGGCGCGUUACAAGUCGAAAUUGUUGUACCUGAUGUUUGGCGUCAUUAAAAUUACGGCGCUCUCCGCUUUACUGGGUGUUUACGUUGAUAAUGCCACGGAGCAAUGUUUCUACUUUCUGUGCUUCUACUACACCUGCAUCGGCGUUUAUUCCAGCGUAGCUUUUCAAAUUGUGCUCGAGUGCACACCAUUGCUCUAUACGGAGUCGGCUUUCGCUGUCGCCUAUGUUAUGGAACUGCUUGUCUUGGAGGCCUUAAAAUAUGAAACGUUGGCUGAUGACGUCUGGCAAGAGUUGCUGGGAAUCGGUAUAUUCAAUAUACUGCUGACAGCAGUCUGCAUUGGACUUGUCUGCAUUUUUGUGCCUCGCUCACGUGGUCUCAUUGAGAUGCGCAAUAAACUGAUGGGUGUGCGACGACGACGUCCAUCGACGCCGCCGCAAACCAAGCUAUGGAAUACCAAUUAUUUCAUGUACCAUGAUCUUCAGCCGGACGAUGUGCGUUGUGUGAAGUUGGAUGGCAAUCGCGUGUUUCAGCAGUACCCGAAAGAAUCGGAGGUGAAGGUGGAACCGCCUAAUGUAGGCGAGCGGCUAGCGAGUAUAUGUUCCGGAAAGGGCACUUUCUAUUGAUGAAAUUCUGAGUUUAUUUAGAGCUUUGAGCGAAUUUCGAUAUUUUAAAAUUUUUCAAUUUUAACUGUAAUCUAAUCUAUAACAAAAAUAAAUAAAAAAAAUAUUAAGAAAUUAGAUUUCAAUAGUACGUUUAGAAAGAUAAAUUUCAUGGACCGCGUGUAUUCAAAUUUCAAAACUUAGUCGUUGUAUUUAUGCACUAGACUCGAUGAAAUGUUUCUCGAGAUUAUAUAG